GCGACUCCUCCCGCCGCCGCUGCAGCCGCAGUGACAGGCAAGCCGGGCGGGUGACGGGAAGUGCGGGCCGCGGGCGCGGGCGGGAGGUGACAGCAGCCACGCGGGGAAGAUGGCUGAGGACUUCGGCUUCUUCUCAUCGUCGGAGAGCGGGGCCCCGGAGGCCGCCGAGGAGGACCCAGCGGCCGCCUUCCUGGCCCAGCAGGAAAGCGAGAUUGCUGGCAUCGAGAAUGACCCGGGUUUCGGGGCACCUGCCGCCAGCCAGGUGGCCUCUGCGCAGCCGGGACUCGCGAGCGGGGCUGGUUCAGAGGACAUGAGUACUACAGUCAAUGGAGAUGUGUUUCAGGAGGCUAACGGGCCUGCCGAUGGCUACGCUGCGAUUGCCCAGGCGGACAGGUUGACUCAGGAGCCCGAGAGCAUCCGGAAGUGGAGAGAGGAGCAGAAGAAAAGGCUGCAGGAGUUAGACGCUGCCUCGAAGGUGACCGAACAGGAGUGGCGGGAGAAGGCCAAGAAAGACCUGGAGGAGUGGAACCAGCGCCAAAGUGAACAGGUUGAGAAGAACAAGAUCAACAACAGGAUCGCUGACAAAGCGUUCUACCAGCAGCCAGAUGCUGAUACCAUUGGCUAUGUGGCAUCGGAAGAGGCUUUUGUGAAAGAAUCCAAGGAGGAGACCCCGGGCACAGAGUGGGAGAAGGUAGCCCAGCUGUGUGACUUCAAUCCCAAGAGCAGCAAGCAGUGUAAAGAUGUGUCCCGCCUGCGCUCGGUGCUCAUGUCCCUGAAGCAAACACCACUGUCCCGCUAGGUGCCCGUCACGAGAACGGCCGCGAAGCACAUGGGCCUUGCUGGGGCAGAGGAGCAGCUGCUUCCGCCAGAGUGGAACUUCCUCUGGCAGCUGCCACACACAGCCUGUUCUGUUCCUCUGAAUCUCUGGGAGCUAGGAAGUGGGACCCUUACCCCUUUCACCCCACAACUCCUUCCUGGUCCCCUGGCCCAGCCCCUCAUGACUCCUGUCAGCCCACUCAAUUGUGACUGUCCCUCCUGAUGUAUUUUUCUUGGCUUAAAGGGUGUGUUAACUCUUUUUACACUUAUUUAUUAGUAUCCUCAUUUCUCUGGAAGCCGCAACUGGUGUCAGCGCUCAGUUUGUGCAUAGAAUUUUCCUAGCUCCGUGUCCUUAAAAGGUGAGGAUGUAGUCUUAGAAACCCAGAGCUCGCAGCUGGAAGCAGGAACCCCAACCUGUCUGUGUCUGCUGUCUGCCCUCCAAGAAGAAAGGCAAAUUUUCACGAGACAGGGUCUGCAACCUUGCUCUCUGUGAUUCUUUAACAAGUCUGAAGGUAGGGACUCUGCUGUCCUCAUGUAUAGCUGAGAAAACUAAGACUCCCCAAACAGAAUUGGCUUUUGUGUAGAAAGGAAGUGAGGCCAGCGUGCUCUAAGGCUGUGUCUAGGCCUGAGUAAGGGUGGCAAAUACAGCAUCCGCCCAACCUUCUUCCUCGAGAGUGACCAAGACCCUCUUAAGACAUGCAGGCCUGCUGCAGUACAGAUGUGCCUCCCUCUUCAGCUAUUCCCCCCUGUGGACUUAGGAUAAGCAACAGUGACCACACCUUCUUCCCCUUCAGCAGAGGCCGUAUAACAGGACUUUAAGCCAUUACGAUCUACAUGGUGUUUGAAAAGAUUUGGGUAAUUGCUAACAGUAUUAGUUCCCUAAGAUUGCCAUUAAAGAAUACCAAAAAACCUGGCUGCCUUAGAGCAUCAGAAAUCUGUUGUCUCAAUUCCGGAGGCUAAAAGUCCCAAAUUUGGGAACGACCAAGCCACGCCCCCCAGAGAUGCUAAGGCAGGACCUGUGCCUCUCGUAGCUUCUAGUAGCUCAGGUAUCCUUUGGUUUGCAGAUAUAGGUCUCCAGUUUUGCUUACACCCUCACAUGGCUGUCUGUGUUCAUCAUUUUCCCAUGUAUAAUUUGUGUGUCCAAUUUUUUUUCUUUUUUUGGUUUUUUUGAGACAGGGUUUCUCUGUAUAGCUCUGGCUGUCAAUCUUUUUUUUUAAAUAUGGAUACGAGGGGCUAGAUAUAUGGUUCAGUGGUUAAGAGCACUGGCUGCUCUUCCAGAGGUUCUGAGAUCAAUGCCCAGCAACUAACUACAUGGAAACUUAAAACCAUCUGUAAUGGGAUCUGAUACCCUCUUCUGGCAUGCGUGUGUACAUGCAGAGAGAGAGAGGGGAGUGGGGAGAACUCCUAAAUAAAUUUUAAAACAAUGGAUACCAGUAUUACUGGAUUAAAGCCCACCUUAAAGACUGUA
Mus musculus (house mouse) is the source of this 2284-nucleotide messenger RNA. RefSeq names its product clathrin light chain B (gene Cltb). NCBI's taxonomy places the organism in Eukaryota, Metazoa, Chordata, Mammalia, Rodentia, Muridae. Gene Ontology annotation, cellular component: clathrin coat; membrane; presynaptic endocytic zone membrane. Gene Ontology annotation, molecular function: structural molecule activity; peptide binding. The record is from RefSeq and is marked validated. The transcript has 6 exons. Gene Ontology annotation, biological process: synaptic vesicle endocytosis; intracellular protein transport; vesicle-mediated transport. Bases 110 to 799 code for a protein of 229 amino acids.